Messenger RNA from Linum tenue, 1986 nucleotides. The record is from the annotation of a GenBank genome assembly. Lineage: Eukaryota; Viridiplantae; Streptophyta; Magnoliopsida; Malpighiales; Linaceae.
CGGAAGUUUACUGCUUCUAAUCCUCAUGUUACUUGUCUUACAAGUUUGGCCUUCUGUGACACUUGGAAUUUCUACUCUUCCUGCUCUAGGGUGUUUCACAAUAAAGUAUGUGUUGGAGGUUCUGCAGUAGUUUGGAACCUGGAAUUGCUCAUUUUGUACUGGUCCCUGCUUCGGUUAUACUUGUUAUUUGCUAUGACCCCUGCUGUUGUCAUUUCACUUGGGUAUGCGAGUAACAAAAGUAGUUUGGUAUUUUGCAGUUAUGGCAGGUGAGGCACCAGAAGGCUCGCAGUUUGAUGCUCGUCAAUUUGACAAGAAGAUGACCGAUCUGCUCUCUAGUGAUGCUCAAGAUUUCUUCACUCCCUAUGACGAAGUCUAUGAAAGUUUUGAUGCAAUGGGAUUGCAAGAAAACUUGCUUAGGGGUAUCUAUGCUUAUGGUUUCGAGAAGCCAUCUGCAAUCCAACAGAGGGGUAUUGUCCCUUUCUGCAGGGGACUUGACGUCAUUCAGCAGGCUCAGUCAGGAACUGGGAAAACAGCAACUUUUUGCUCUGGAAUUCUGCAGCAGCUCGAUUAUAAUAUAAUUCAGUGUCAAGCUCUCGUCCUGGCUCCCACUAGGGAACUUGCUCAACAGAUCGAGAAGGUCAUGAGAGCACUUGGAGAUUAUCUUGGGGUGAAGGUCCAUGCUUGUGUAGGUGGGACCAGUGUUCGUGAGGACCAACGCAUUCUCCAAGCUGGUGUUCAUGUUGUUGUUGGUACUCCUGGUCGUGUAUUUGACAUGUUGAGGAGGCAGUCCCUUCGUCCAGAUUAUAUCAAGAUGUUUGUUCUUGAUGAAGCUGAUGAAAUGCUUUCACGUGGUUUCAAGGAUCAGAUCUAUGAUAUCUUCCAGUUGCUUCCUGCCAAUGUCCAGAUAGGCGUCUUCUCCGCCACCAUGCCUCCCGAGGCUCUUGAGAUCACCAGGAAGUUCAUGAACAAGCCAGUCAGGAUCUUAGUCAAACGUGAUGAGCUGACUUUGGAAGGUAUCAAGCAGUUCUAUGUCAAUGUCGAGAAGGAAGACUGGAAGCUCGAAACCCUCUGUGAUCUCUAUGAAACCCUAGCAAUCACCCAAAGCGUCAUUUUCGUUAAUACAAGACGAAAGGUUGACUGGCUAACUGAUAAGAUGAGAGCCCGCGACCACACCGUCUCAGCGACUCACGGUGACAUGGACCAGAACACCCGUGACAUCAUCAUGAGGGAGUUCCGGUCGGGAUCUUCACGUGUCCUGAUCACCACUGAUCUCCUGGCUCGUGGUAUUGACGUACAACAAGUGUCUCUCGUCAUUAACUAUGAUCUGCCGACUCAACCAGAGAACUACCUCCAUCGUAUUGGAAGAGGUGGAAGGUUUGGGAGGAAGGGUGUUGCCAUUAACUUUGUGACGAAGGACGAUGAGAGGAUGCUGUUUGACAUCCAGAAGUUCUACAAUGUUAUGAUCGAGGAGCUGCCUUCCAAUGUUGCUGAUCUCCUGUGAAGCGAGUAAGAGUGGAGAUUUUUUGGUGGUGCGUUGAGAAGGAAGAGAAGAGGUUUCUUGCCUUUUCUGUUGUUUCUGCAAGCACUGUUUUUAACUUGUUGCUGUCUUCUCUUCUUUUGAGUCUGUUUUACUUUUUUUUAAUUUCUAGUCUUAAUAUUAAAUGUUCUCAAGGAGAUCUUACUGUUUGAAUCAGAUGAUGAUGAUGAUGAUGGGUCAAGUGCACUAGCUGAAAAGGGUUUUGUUUAGUGUUUUUUGGGGGGUCAUACAUAUAUAAUAUACUUUUGUGAGGUAUUUUUGCAGUGUUGCUCCUUAGCUUCUGCUUUCUGGUGGAAUCUAGUCCUUUAUCAUGGUUUGGGUAAAUGUAAUGAAGGCACUCUAUUAGUUAAUGCAGCAAGCUUAGAGUACUUAGAUUCAAUACUCAUUCACCCUUAUCGUAAUCAAUGAUCUGAAUAUUUGAUCUUAGUUACUUAUUACGGUCUCGAGCA